ACCUCUUUCAACUUUUCUCUUCAACCUUAUUCUGUCCCUAUACCUCUUUUUCACUCCAAACCCACAACACAAUGGCUUUGAAAAAAUCAACUAAACUCCCUCAAGCAGCACUCAUCAAGCAAAUCCUCAAGAGGUGUUCCAGCUUAGGUAGGAAAGACGACGAAGGCCUUCGCUUGGACGUCCCCAAGGGUCACUUUGUUGUCUACGUCGGAGAAAACAGAAGCAGAUAUAUAGUCCCUAUUUCCUUCCUUAGUCGCCCUGAGUUCCAAACACUUCUACACCAGGCUGAAGAAGAGUUUGGCUUCGAUCACGAAAAGGGUCUCACCAUUCCAUGCCAACAACACGUUUUUGAGUCUCUCACCUCCAUGCUCCGAUGAACAUCUUACCACCUAUCACCAUUUUUCCUUUUCUUUCUUCCUUUAUGUGUAUAACUGAGGUUUGUUUUUUAGAGAGGCUCAAACCUCACUGAAUUCGACCAUGAAACAAUGUUGUCAUUAUGUCGUAGUUUAGAUUGUAAAUGUACUAGAAAGCACCAAUUUUUCCCACAGAGGUGAACCAUCCAGUAAUGUACCCUGUUGGAGAAUUAAUCAAGAGGAUCCAUAUAUUAUUAUCUACAUAUAUAAAUACAGAUAUCUCUCUCUUC
Molecule: messenger RNA, 643 nt
Organism: Vigna angularis (adzuki bean)
Lineage: Eukaryota; Viridiplantae; Streptophyta; Magnoliopsida; Fabales; Fabaceae
Product: protein SMALL AUXIN UP-REGULATED RNA 51
Exons: 1
Coding region: 72-377 (101 amino acids)
Biological process (GO): response to auxin
Source: RefSeq, a predicted model, not a curated record